This is a messenger RNA of Microthlaspi erraticum, 1674 nucleotides long. The record is from the annotation of a GenBank genome assembly. Lineage: Eukaryota; Viridiplantae; Streptophyta; Magnoliopsida; Brassicales; Brassicaceae.
AUGGAGGAACAGAGAGAGAAAAGUAGGUCUGUCGGUGACUGUAGAGAGCCCAUGAAGGAAGCUGGUUUAUCUUCUAAAGUUCAAACCCUAGUUGGUGAGGAUGACAACACGGUAAAGGUUUCGAAUUUAGGUGUUUCUGAUGUUAGUGAGGCUGAUGCGAGCUUAAAAGCGGCAAAUGGCAAAGUGGGUGAUUCGGUAUCUGUUGUUGGAAGUGUUGAGGAUGUUGUUGAGACUAAGGAUAACGUUGAGGAGAGCAAUGUGGUUAGCUCUGUUAGUGGUGAGGUUGAGACUAAGGUCAACGCUGAGAAGACAGUUAGCUCCGAUGAUGUUGAAAGGGCUGUUGCUAUCACAGAGCGUGAAACUGAGAGAAACGGCAUGGACGUAGAUGCUGGAGCUGUUGUGGUAAAGCCAGUAGAGGGCUCUAAGCUUUGUAAGGAUGUGCAGAGAGUCAGUGAAAUGAAGAAAGGAGAAAACUUGGAACUCUUCCCAACUGAUCUCAUCACCGAGAUGUUCUCCAGAUUGCCGGCCAAGUCAGCUGCUAGGUUUCGUAUCCUCUCCAAGCAAUGGGAAUCCAUACUUAGCAGUCCAGAUUUCAAAGAGCUGUUUCUGGCCAAGUCUCGGGCUCGUCCACGUCUCCUAUUUGCGGUCUUUCGAUACGGCCAGUGGAGCUUCUUCUCAUCGCCACAGCCUCAGUAUUCAUCUGACAAGCCUCUUGUACUAGCCGCUGAUUUCCAUACCAAGUUCUCUGGAGACGCAAGCAGAUACCCUUGUAGCUAUGCUUCUGGUUUGCUCUUUUUCCCGGACAUGUUCAUCCCAGGAGAGGGAAGGUAUUCACUGCCUGUGCUACGUAGCCCUGUAACGGGACAGUACAAGAGCUUGCCUUAUGUGAGCGUUGGCAGACACUGUAGAAGCUUCUUAGGGUUUGAUCCGAUUGAGAAGCAAUUCAAGGUAUUGACUGAGGGUGAUCGAUUUGCUAGAGAAAAGAAUCGUCAUCAGGUCCUGACAUUAGAAACUGGAGAGCUGAGUUGGAGGAGCAAGCCCGAUUGUCCCAGAUACAGUGGUUGUCUGUGUGAAGCUACAUGCAUCGAUGGUGUUCUUUACUUCUUAGCUGACCACGUUCUUGAUCUGCCUCGUGCUCUAGUUUGCUUUGAUGUCAGGACUGAGGAAUUCAAGUUUGUUGCUGCAGAAUGCUUUACUGAUCCAACUGCUACUAAGUUGGUAAGCUACAAGGGUAAAUUGGGUGGUGUGAACUGCAAGUAUGUUAAAGUUGAUGGAAGGCAUAGCCUUGAGUUGUGCAUGUGGGUUCUUGAGGAUGUGGAGCAACAGGAGUGGUCGCACCAUGUGUACACUUUCUGGGAUGAUAAAUUGGGUUAUCCUUGCAAUGCUUCUGUCGCUGGAGUGACUUCUAAUGGUGAAAUUGUGCUGUCGUUGGGGUAUACAUGCAAGCCUUUCUAUGUUUUCUACUUCAGUCCCGAGAGGAACACUCUCCAAAGCGUUGAAAUCCAAGGCUUUGGAGCGAAAUUUGAAGCGGUUGGGACGCGUGGUAGAGUUCAUGCCUUUCUUGAUCAUGUGGAGGAUCUUAGUGUUUACGAUGCAGUCGCAAAGCACCUGAAGUCAAGCGUUUCUCCACCAUCCACCUGUGAAGAAGAAGAAGAUGAGCCUAGUUGUCAUUAG